AUGCAGCGCCGACGGAUCGUCCAGCGGAUUCUCUACCGCUCCGUCUACAUCCUCUUCUACCUGAUCCUGAUCGGCCUGCUGCUCAUCACCCCGGGGGACGUCAUCCAGCGGUCCAUCGCCAGCCGGCAGCGGUACAACAUCCUUGCCCUCGCCCUCGCCUACGCCGCCACGCUGCUCAUCAUCGGCUUCGUCUACGCCACGCGCCUCUACGUCAACAAGACGGCACUAGCCGCCGUGCCCCGGUCGCGCGUCGUGCCCGUCGUCGACCGCGGCGACGUCGCCGCCCGCGUCCACCGCAUGAUCUGCGCGGGGCUCAACCGCUCCGCCGCAGUCGCCUUCCUUUCGCGCCCGCGGGACCGCUCCGCCGCCGACGACGACGCCCUCGCCGCCCGCGAGAACCCCCUCGCCCAGCCGCGCCCGCCCAUCAAGACGGCGCGUACCGUCGGAUUGGAGCUCGGCGUCGUCCUGCCGGCCCGGGGCACCGCGUGGGCGCGCAUCGAGCAGCCCGGCUGGGCGUCGCCCGACUCACGCGACCUGCCGGGCCUGCAGUACAGCACCGUGCUGGCGGAGUUGCCGAACCUGAUCGAGGCCAAGGCCCUCACGCUGGCGCCGGACGAUCCCGAGGCGGCGGUGCUGCUGCAGCGCGACCCGGCCAUGAGCCUCCGGGCCUAUAUGGACGCCCUCGGAGAGCUCGGCGUGCUCGAGAUGGACGAUGCACGGACGGCCGACUUCCUCGCGCAGUACGAGAACGCGCGCUUCUCGACGCGCGCCCUGACCAACGCCGAGUUCCGCGGCCUGAUGCACAGCUUCGCCGAGCUGCUACGCGUCAUUCGUGCUCCGAACCUCGGCGACGAGACGCCCACGGCUCGCCCGCGACGACGACGACAACGACCGGCCGAGAGCGCCCACGAUAGCGACGCGCCCCUCGGAUCGCGCCCGACGACUGCGCACAGCGACCGCACGCCGCCGUCCGUCUCCAGCAGCAGCCGCGAUCGCGACCUGGCGCCGCAACCACCCGGCCGCCUGCCGCUGCCCCGGCGGGACUCGUCCUUCCACGCUUGGAGCCAGUACGCCACAGCGCCCAACACGCCGGGCAGCCGGCACGCAGACGGGACUGCGACCAUGUCGCGACGGCGAGGCAGCGACAGCAGCAGCAGCCUCGCGAGCAUGUCGACGACGCGCCGCGGCGGCGGUACCCCGAUGUCGAGGCUGCAGCAAGGGCCGCCGCUGCUCACGCAGCAGCGCUCCCAGGCAAGCCUGCGAUCCAGCGGCUCGGAGAGCUCGCGCUCGGUGAUUCGGCUGGCGACGAGGGACGACGCGUCGGAGCUUCCGUACGUGUUGUCGCUACGUCCGACGAUGGACAUGUGA
This is a messenger RNA of Cordyceps fumosorosea ARSEF 2679, 1368 nucleotides long. RefSeq lists its product as hypothetical. Bases 1 to 1368 code for a protein of 455 amino acids. The transcript has a single exon. The record is from RefSeq and is a predicted model, not a curated record. NCBI's taxonomy places the organism in Eukaryota, Fungi, Ascomycota, Sordariomycetes, Hypocreales, Cordycipitaceae.